Suncus etruscus (white-toothed pygmy shrew) is the source of this 387-nucleotide messenger RNA. Its product is annotated as histone H2B type 1-A. The record is from RefSeq and is a predicted model, not a curated record. Bases 1 to 387 code for a protein of 128 amino acids. The transcript has a single exon. Gene Ontology annotation, molecular function: structural constituent of chromatin; protein heterodimerization activity; DNA binding. Gene Ontology annotation, cellular component: nucleosome. Lineage: Eukaryota; Metazoa; Chordata; Mammalia; Eulipotyphla; Soricidae.
AUGAGGCCCGAGCUGUCUACCAAGAAAGCUGUGAUCUCCAAGAAGGGCUUUAAAAAAGCUGCCAUCAAGGCUGAGAAGAAGGAAGGGAAGAAGCCCAAGAGAAGCCGCAAAGAGAGUUAUUCCAUCUACAUCUUCAAGGUGCUCAAGCAAGUGCACCCCGACACGGGCAUCUCGUCCAGGGCCAUGAGCAUCAUGAAUUCUUUAGUCUCGGAUAUCUUCGAGCGCAUCGCAGGCGAGGCCUCCCGCUUGACUCAUUAUAACCGACGCUCCACCAUCACCUCCCGGGAGGUCCAGACUGCUGUCCGGUUGCUGCUCCCCGGGGAACUGGCCAAGCAUGCCGUGUCCGAGGGCACCAAGGCGGUCACCAAGUAUGCCAGCUCCAAGUAA